Molecule: messenger RNA, 1569 nt
Organism: Drosophila serrata
Lineage: Eukaryota; Metazoa; Arthropoda; Insecta; Diptera; Drosophilidae
Gene: mrn
Product: general transcription factor IIH subunit 4 marionette
Biological process (GO): nucleotide-excision repair
Cellular component (GO): transcription factor TFIIH holo complex; transcription factor TFIIH core complex
Molecular function (GO): ATPase activator activity; double-stranded DNA binding
Source: RefSeq, a predicted model, not a curated record
ACCGAUUAUCGCUGCCCUUCUUUUGUUUACAAAUUUAUUUUGGGGACGGUGUGUGCGCCAUGGCCGACACGAAAUCUGGACGCCAUGCAGCGGCCAGUGGCAGUGGCACCAGUGGGCUUACUCCCCUGGUGCAGGGACCGGAGAACCUGGAGUGCAAGGACUUUCAGGAGUAUCUGCGCACCCGGCAAACGCCGGAGACUCUGGAGAAGCUAUACAACUAUCCGCCGAUCUGCUUGGCCGUCUUCCGGGAGCUGCCCGAGCUGGCUAGGCAGUUUAUCAUACGCAUUCUGUUUGUGGAUCAACCAGUGCCGCAGGCGGUAGUCACAUCCUGGGGUGCACAACGUUUUGCCAAGGAUCAAUCGGAGGCCACAAGCUGCUUGACAGCGUUGAAUGUCUGGCGGGUUACCGCUAUUCCCGGAGGCCUCACAGCCUGGGAACUUUCGCCCACGUUUAAGAAGAGCGUGCGCCAAGUGCUGCUCGGCGGUGGAAAACCGUGGCCCAUGACUAACACGCUAGAGAAGGACUCCAAGCCCAGGGACAUUGCCUUCCUAGAUACCUAUGCCAUGUCUCGCUGGCGCUGUGUCCUCCACUACAUGGUGGGAACGGGAAAUCGCAACGGCACCGAUGCGGAGGCAAUUAGUCCGGAUGCUGUGCGGAUUCUGCUGCAUGCCAAUCUGAUGAAGCGUGAUGACCGGGAUGGAAUCACUAUUACCAGGCAAGGAUUUCAGUUCCUGCUGCUGGAUACACGGGCGCAGGUGUGGCACUUUAUGCUCCAGUAUCUGGACACGUGCGAGGAGCGAGGCAUCUCUCUGCCCGAAUGCCUCUCCAUGCUGUUCCAGCUGAGCUUCUCCACUUUGGGACGGGACUACAGCUCGGAGGGCAUGAACAAUCAGAUGUUGACCUUCCUGCAGCAUCUAAGAGAGUUUGGGUUGGUCUUCCAGCGGAAACGCAAGGAGGGACGCUUCUAUCCCACCCGCUUGGCCCUGAAUGUGACCAGCAAGGAGGCAGCGGCCACCGCUACAGUGGCCACCAAUGAGGAGGAGGGCGUCCAGGACUCUGGCUACAUCGUUGUGGAGACUAAUUACCGUGUGUACGCCUACACGGAUUCCCCACUUCAGGUGGCUGUCCUCGGUCUGUUUACGCAGCUUCUCUACCGCUUCCCCAAUCUCGUCGUGGGCGUGCUAACCCGCGAUUCGGUGCGCCAGGCGUUGCGUGGUGGCAUCACAGCGGAGCAGAUUGUCUCGUAUCUGGAGCAAUAUGCGCAUCCCAACAUGCGAUUGGUCGAGUCAGCCAUUCAGUCGAAAUCCUGCCUGCCACCGACGGUCGUCGAUCAGAUCAAGCUGUGGGAAAUGGAGCGCAAUCGCUUCACCUACACGGAGGGCGUUGUCUAUAAUCAGUUCCUGUCUCAAACCGACUUUGUAACGCUGCGUGACUACGCCCAGUCGAUCCAUGUUCUGGUGUGGCAGAACGAACGAACGCGUACCAUGGUCGUCCAGAAGAAUGGCCAUGACGACGUCAAGCGGUACUGGAAGAAGUACUCAAAGAGUGGUGUCUAAUUCGUAUGAUAUA